This is a messenger RNA of Drosophila montana, 771 nucleotides long. Its product is annotated as myb-like protein G. The record is from RefSeq and is a predicted model, not a curated record. NCBI's taxonomy places the organism in Eukaryota, Metazoa, Arthropoda, Insecta, Diptera, Drosophilidae. Bases 1 to 666 code for a protein of 221 amino acids. The transcript has 3 exons.
AUGUCAACGUGUCGCUUGCAACGUAACGAUACCGAUACCGAUAACGAUAACGAUACCAAUUGCACACAAAUUACCAACAACUCAAAAUCGCUGGCAUAUCGAAAUCAGAACAUAACGGUAACAAUUGCAGCCAACAGCACUAACAGCAGUAACAACAGUAACCCUAACCGUAACCGUAAACGUAACCGUAACUGUGACAGUAACAGUGUGACCCACUGUAACUGCAAGAAUAACAUUAACAGAUUUGCAGAGAGUGCAAACAGAACUGUAAACAAGAAGAUCCUGUUAGCCACUGUGGUGUGUGUGCCAACUGCCUGGGUAAACGACAUCAACCUGACGCCGCCCAAGCAAUCGAAGUUGUCGUUGACGUUGACGUGGACGUUGCCAUUGCAAUUUCUGGCCGCGCUCGUUCAGCUCCUGCUCGUGACAACGAAUCAUAAAAGCGAGCUGCAUCAUAUGCUGUGCGAUUUAACCAUCCAGCGACAUACUGUGGCCAUUACCUAUGACCUCAGCCUCAGCGAAACACCAGCAAAAAAAGGCGCACCUCCAAUUCCACAAAAACGGAGUAAAGGCUUCGAACUGUGCAUGAAUUCAAAGAGGCGAACUAUAAGUCAUCGGACUUCAAGUAACAGACAUCGGAAGUUACAGCCGUUCAGGUACACGUGAGCCAACCAUUGUACCGUUCCAAUAGUUUUUUAUUAAACAUUCAAAAAAAAAAAACACAAAAAUCCAAAAAAAUUAAAAACAAAAAAAAAACCAACAAAAAAAAAA